Messenger RNA from Odontomachus brunneus, 3399 nucleotides. RefSeq names its product methyltransferase-like protein 9. Gene Ontology annotation, molecular function: protein-L-histidine N-pros-methyltransferase activity. Bases 199 to 1326 code for a protein of 375 amino acids. The transcript is spliced from 5 exons. The record is from RefSeq and is a predicted model, not a curated record. Lineage: Eukaryota; Metazoa; Arthropoda; Insecta; Hymenoptera; Formicidae.
AUGGCCACGUGUUGAGUGGAGUGUUUACGCGGACGAGACGUUUGGUGCUCGACUGUGAAUCAGCGAGCGACGGCGCGGUCGCGAUCGGCCGAUCCUCUCGUCGUGAUUCCUGUGACGGGAAAGCGCGCCGUGUGUUCAACGAUGCGCGCCUAGAACUGGCCGACUGUCCGUUCGUUAGGCGCGCUAUUCUCGGCAAAUAUGGAGGGUGCGGCGGACGAGCCCAACACCAAGUACAUUCACGUCUGUAAAGAUCUUUGCUGUGUCACCAACGAGACGGAGCGCCGCGACAUCAUCGCAAAUCUCUCCAUGCAGAACUACCGGCCGCACGGUUGCCUCUCCAGGGCGUUGUACGAUAAGGAAAAAGCUGAUGAGUGGCUGGAAGACUAUGACAAACGCAGGGUGAGUGAGUGGUACAGAGUGGACAGGAGAAAGUUCAGUGAAGACUUGCUCAAUCUGUGGAUCCCACUCGGUACCGGUCCUGACGCCGACCUGCCUGACAAAGCCGCCAAACAUUUCAUUACGAGAUCCACCGAAAGGUCCGACUCGUUGUCCUUGCAGGCUUGGCAUUCGUUAGCUAGGUCGGUGUUAUCCUGGUUCAUCACUCGAACAUCCAUAAACGGACUGCUGGGCCGCGGCUCCAUGCACGUGUUCUCCAGCGAGCAAUUCCAAAGGCUAAUGAACGCGAGCGGCUUCAUGGGCCCUUGGCAUUCCUUGGUGGACCUCGGGGCAGGCGACGGUGCAACCACCGCCCACGUGGCGUAUCUCUUCGAGAAGGUGUACGCCACGGAUAUCUCACUCCCCAUGAGAUGGGCUCUGGCGAGAAGGAAGUUUACGGUGCUCGACGCGGAGAAGUGGCACCAAGAAGCCGGUCCCUUCAACGUCAUCCUUUGCUUAAACCUUCUCGACCGCUGCGACCGGCCGAACACUAUGCUGAGUCUGCUGAAAGCCUCGCUAGCCCCUGGCGGUAGACUGGUUGUCGCCCUAGUGUUACCGUUCAGCCCCUACGUCGAGGUCGGCGAGAGAGGCAACCAUAAACCCUUGGAGGACUUGCCAGUACGGGAGAACGGGGUCGAGGCGCAGAUAAUCGAACUCGUCGACCGGGUCUUCACUCCCGCGGGUCUGAGGUGCCUCGCCUGGAGCAAAUUGCCAUAUCUUUGCGAGGGUGACCUGGGCCAGGCUUAUUACUUCCUACAUGACAUGAUUUUUGUGUUGGAGGCGCAGCCGAUACACUUGCAGCCAAUACUUCCGCAACCUUCCCAAUACACUGAAAGUGAAUUCGCCGAGGUGGACGAUGUGUUAGAUGAUGUGUCGGAGAGUGACUUUUAAGUGUACCUCUUGCGGUAAUUGACGCAAGAAAAGUAGGAUAAAAGAGGGGGGGGGGAUAGAAAGAGAGAGAGGAGGAAGGGAAGGAAAGAGAAAGGGAGAGAUAGGAAGAGAGAAGUGUGACACAAGUCUCUCACACUUGUAAAAACUUUAAUAAUUGCUGUCAUGAGUUAGAAUUAUGCGAGAAUACAGAAGAGCAAUACUGACAAGCGACGACGAGCUUAAAAUGUGCAGACACAGCGGUUAGCGUUUGGUGUACGAAUAUCAUUAAGCGAUCCGUGUUAAAAAAGAAACCGGAUCGACGACGGUGCGCAUUUUACAUCGUUUAUUAUCCUUACUGUCGAAUUCGGUGCGGAAACGUGUACACGGCCUAUGGUAUAGAUAUGGCGUGAGAAUAACGAGAUCCGGAAACGAAAUCUGUAAUUUUUCUUUUUCCAUGCCUUUCUUUCGUGCGCUCGACUGCGUUCGAAAACAUAUCUUUACGAUUUGGUCGAGGCAAUUGGCUAAAGAGAAUUUAUGUUCUCAAAGCGAAAGUUGUAGCAACUCGACGAAUUAAGUCUCUCUUUGCCAAUUAUUUUAUCAAUUAAUUCACCAAUUAUCAACACAAGAGAUAGAUAUGGCGCAAACUGUGAGCUGGAAGGAAGAAUAUGCCAAAGUUAGAUACAAUUUACGUUGGUCACAGUAAUUGCAACGUCAAAGUUAGGCUUUAUGAAGAGAAUAAGUCUUUUUAUGCUUGUUUCUAUUAACGUCGAUUAAACCUCAACCUAAGUUCAAAUUCUAUUCGGAUAUAGACUUAAACUUAGUUUAAGAUUUAAGGUUUAAUCGAUAUUUAGUAAAGACGUUAGAAUUUAAUUCUUAAAAUUUAAUUCAGCGGUCUACCCACGAUCGACACAUACAUAGAGAAAAUAUUGCAGCAAAAAUUACAUUAAGAUCAUAUUUUAUUUUAAAUAAUUUUUUUUUUAAGUUUUAUGAGUUUGAUAAUAUGAUAUUAAUUACGAUCUAUCGCGAAUAUGAUAUAAAUUCAAGUAAUUACACCAGUAAUUUGGUAAUAAAAAGUUAAACACGCAUAAAAUUUUUAAACAAAGUAAUUUCGAUCACAAUUUUUUAUUUUCUCAGAUUAAAAAAUGUUGUUAAAUUUUGUUGUAAUUUUUACCGCAAUAUUUUCUCUGUGUACAAUAUCAAGCUGCGGUUGUGGUAGAAAGUAUCGUAGCGAAAUGUAUAGAGUAGAACGAGAAUUAACCCUUUGCACUCGAUUUUUCCGCUAUAGCGAACUAGCAACUAGAAGCUGUUUUGAUAAAAAGAUGAUGAAAUUUGUUACAGCUAACAAAAAUAAAUUAUACAUAAAUUAACAUAUAAAACUAUCGUAUUUCAGUACUAUCGGGAUUAAACAUAAGCAGUUAUUGUCGCCUCUCACUCGCUAUUCGAGUUGUUGCAUCAAAUCUGAGAAUCGCCUCUCGAGUGCAAAGGAUUAAAACAACCGAAUUUUCACAGUGCUGCGAAUUCGCUUUGAUAAUACUAAUGCACAAAAUCUCUUUCUCUCGCCGAAUUGUCCCGACCAAUUGCACAAAUGUUCUCGAACAGGGAAUAAGCUUAAUUUUGUGUCGUUGUGGUCUUGAACGCAGUCUCCAAAGUCUCAAAUGUCUCGAAAGAUUCCAUUUGUCGGACCAAUCUUCUCCUCUCACAAUCAGUCAGACUCUGUUUCCGCGCUCCCUUUUUCCCCAUUUGGCAUAACUGCAGUGACGUGGAUAUGCUUAGUCGCGCCGUCAGUUACACAACCGACGACAAAGGACAAACGGCGGUACGUUUACAUCUCUUUUCUCCUUUUUUCCUUUUUUUUUAUAUAAUAGCUACUAUAAGAAAUAAGUCCAUCUAGUUAUUGGAAAUACACUUUGGUGUGCAACAAGUUAUCGUCGAAUUACGAAUCAUAUUAGCAGCAGUAGCAGCAGCCUCUUUGUCAAUGUAUAUGUAUGUCAACGAAAAACGCAGUCUUAUAGAAGCCGGAUCUACGUGCGUAUGUAAAAACGAAACUACUAUCCAUCUAUAAGGGACAAAAUAAAGAACCACUAUCGACAAUGA